Tachyglossus aculeatus (Australian echidna) is the source of this 2852-nucleotide messenger RNA. It is a transcript of the gene RUSC1, whose product is annotated as RUN and SH3 domain containing 1. The record is from RefSeq and is a predicted model, not a curated record. Lineage: Eukaryota; Metazoa; Chordata; Mammalia; Monotremata; Tachyglossidae. Gene Ontology annotation, molecular function: protein binding. Gene Ontology annotation, cellular component: cytoplasmic vesicle.
GCCAGGCCGGGCCGGAGGCCGCAGAUCCGUCUCCUCCCGGCCCUCCUCCUCCAGGCUGGCCGCCAUGCUGUCCCCGCAGCUCGCCCUCCCCUGCAACCUGAACCACCUGCGCCUGCAGCACGUGGCCCUGGGGCUGCGGCUGGCCCACCGGGAGGGGACCCCGGCCCCGGCCCCGGCCCCUCCGCUCGACGCCAACUCCAACAGCCCGGCCGUGCCCUGCCGCUGCUGCGGGCCCCACACCCGCCACGACGGCGAGGAGGAGGGAGAAGGACGGGAGGAGCAGCGGCCGCUACGGUCCUCCCCUUCCACGCCGACCUCCUCCUGCUCCUCCUCGUCGUCGUCGUCGUCGUCGUCGUCGCUCGGCUGCGCCUCCGACCUGAGCCCCGAUUUCGGCCAGGCCCGCGGCCCCUCGGCCGCCUCGUGCUCCGACGGGCCCCCGGAGCCCCUCCUCGACGCCAACCGCAACGCCGUCGUCCCCCCGGCCGCGCCGGCCGAGCCCCCGAGCCCCCCGCGCCGGCCCGUCACGUCCUUCCACGAGCUGGCCAAGAGGCGCAAGCGGGGCCCGGCCCCCGCGAGGGACCGCGCCGACUGGCUGAUCGUCUUCUCGCCCGACGCCGAGCAGCCCCCCGUCGGGGUCCCGGGGCCGCCCGCCGCCCGCCAGGUGGUCACCUUCCGGGAGUUGCGUCUGCGCGGCGGCCUCCUGCUACGACAACGACAACAGCGACAACAGCAGCAGCAGCAGGCCGAGGCGGCCCCGCCGCCACCCCCGGUCCCCCCGCGCGGCGGCGGCGGGACCCCGGGGCCGCCGCCCCCCGUGCCCCCGCGGAGGACGAAGACGCGCCCGGGCGGCCUGCAGCCCAUCGCCGAGGGGCGACCCGGGGACGACGUCCGGGCCCCGGCGGGGGACGAACCGGCCGCACUCGGGGACGAAGGCCGGGGGGACCGGCGGGGCCCGUGGCUGUGGAUGGCGGACGACGCCGAGCGGGCGGCCUGCAGACUACGGGAACGGAAGAGAGGGCUCCUGGUGGCCGUCAGCGCCUCGGUGGACAAGAUCAUCGCCCACUUCGGAGCCGCCCGGAACCUCGUGCAGAAGGCGCAGCUGGGGGACAGCCGGCUGAGCCCCGAAGUGGGGCACCUCGUCCUGGGCGGCCUGUGCCCGGCGCUGCACGCCCUGCUGUCGGACGGGCUGAAGCCCUUCCGCGGGGACGUGAUCACCGGCCAGCGGCGGUGCAGCCCCUGGACCGUGGUGGAGGCCUCCGUGAGAGCCGGGGCCCCCGCCGCGGCCCCCCGCCCCGCCGGCUCCCUGGCGGCCCUUCACCGGCAGAUCGCCCGCCUGACGCCCCUGGGCACCAACCGCAGCCGCUUCCACGCCUUCGUCCUCGGCCUGCUCAACACGAAGCAGCUGGAGCUGUGGUUCGGCCGCCUUCAGGAGGAUGAGGGUCUGCUGUCGGUCCUGUAUGUGCCCUCGGCCUUCGUGCGGCUGGCGCGCGAGGCCUGCCCGCCGCUGGCCCGGGAGCUGCUGUUGCUGCUGCAGCCCCUGUCGGUGCUGUCCUUCCGCCUGGACCUGCUGUUCGAGCCCCGCCACCACGUGCCCCCCGCGGGACCCUCCGGCCGGGCCCCGCCGCCUCCGGCCCCGCCGGCCCCGCACGACGCCGUCCGGGCCCUGCUGGGCUGGGGCCAGCGGCUGGCCCGCGGCUGGCAGGCCCCGGCCCCGGCCUCUCCUCCGCUCCUUCCGGGCGGCUGGUGGGUCCAGCUGAGCCGGGCCACCCGGGUGUACGCCUCCGGGCCGGGCCGGCCCCGGGAGGGCGAGGCCCCCGGCCGGGAGCCGGGGGCCGGGCCCAGCGGAUGGCCGGGCCGGCGGCUCUUCGGGGCCCCGGGAGUCCCGGCCGAGGCCCAGGGCGGCCCGCUGAAAUCCAGGAGACCCUCCAGCUGGCUGCCCCCCGCCAUCAGCAUCCUGGCCCUGGUCAAGAAGGGGGACCCUCCCCAGCUGGACUUGAGGCCCGAGGAAGACCCCGAGGACCCAGGCCACCCUGCUCCCAGUCCGCCCCAGGCCCACAGGACGGUCCGCGCCCUGUGCGACCACGCGGCGUCCGGGCCGGACCAACUCAGCUUCCGGAAGGGGGAGGUGCUCCGGGUGGUCUCGCCCGUGGACGAAGACUGGCUGCGCUGCGGGCGGGAGGGGGCCGAGGGGCUGGUGCCGGUGGGCUACACCUCCCUCAUCCUCUAGCCCCGGACCCGCUUCGACGCCCCCGCCGCCCUCGUUUGACCGGUGCCCUUCGCACCUACCCCCCCCCCCUCCGGGAAUGGAACGGCCCUGCUAGACUUCCCCCGCUCCAUCUGUAAAAUGGAACGUCCCGGGCGCCUCGGUGUCCCCCCCAUUCGUAUGUAAAUGGAACGUUCCGGGUGCAUCGGUGCGCCCCCUACUCGUAUGGUAAAUGGAACGUUCCGGGCGCAUCGGUGCACCCCCUACUCGUAUAUAAAUGGAACGUUCCGGGUGCAUCGGUGUGCCCCCUACUCGUAUGUAAAUGGAACGUUCCGGGCGCAUCGGAGCGCCCUCUACUGGUAUGUAAAUGGAACGUCCCGGGCGCAUCUGUGCCCCCACCCCCCCCUACUCGUAUAUAAAUGGAAUAUCCUGGGCGCAUCAGUGCCCUUUAUCGUAUGUAAAUGGACUGUCCCGAGAGCAUCUGUGCCCCCCCCCCACUUGUAUGUAAAUGGAAAGUCCUGGGCGCAUCGGUGCUCCCCCCGUAUGUAAAUGGACCGUCCCGGACGCCCCCCCACCCCGUAUUUAAGUGGACCGUCCCGGGCGCAUCUAUGUUCCUCCCCCAACUCGUAUAUAAAUGGAAUAUCCUGGG